Bubalus bubalis (water buffalo) is the source of this 3051-nucleotide messenger RNA. RefSeq names its product grainyhead like transcription factor 2 (gene GRHL2). NCBI's taxonomy places the organism in Eukaryota, Metazoa, Chordata, Mammalia, Artiodactyla, Bovidae. Gene Ontology annotation, molecular function: RNA polymerase II cis-regulatory region sequence-specific DNA binding; DNA-binding transcription activator activity, RNA polymerase II-specific. The transcript has 17 exons. The coding region runs from base 844 to 2886 and encodes 680 amino acids. Gene Ontology annotation, cellular component: nucleus. Gene Ontology annotation, biological process: brain development; regulation of transcription by RNA polymerase II; neural tube development. The record is from RefSeq and is a predicted model, not a curated record.
GCAACCAUAUUAAGCUGGAAGGAUAAAGCACCUUUGUAGUUGCUGCUUCUAUUGAAUUACAAUGUAAAUGUUGAUGCCUGCCUGGAAACGUCAAAUGACAAUAGGUUUAUGGAAGGGAUUCAGUCGUUUGCAGCUCUGCAAUCCUGGGCUGCAGAAUUGAGAUGGAAGAGGUGCGCUUGAGCCCUUUGAGUGUCUGUUCAACCAAAUUUCUUCAUCCCAUCAAAAUCAGCCACUCCCUACCCGCCGAGGUCAAGAAAGGAUGCUGCUGCUGCUGUUCAGUCGCUGUCGUGUCUGCUUAUCUAUUUAUAAGUCUAGCCGUCUACCGUAUCUUUUACACAUUGGGACAUGACAUGUUGUUUGUUGUGGAUAAGAAUGUUAAAAAUGCAAUUACGUAACAGACUUGGCGAUCUUUGCGCUUUUCGCCCCCUCGGAGCACAACGUAAACUUCAGUCCCUUAUUCUUCUGACACUGUCCAACACUGUCCUCUUAAUGUGGGUAUUAAAAGCCUCGUGGUUGUGCUGCGCAUUUGAUUCCGGUUGGCUUGGGACACCCGAGUUCAGCUCUCCUUAGUCCUUCCGUUCGACCCACAAUCCCUAGUGGUUGCAGGUGUUGGUUUUUUUUUUUUUUCCUGGUUAACUUCUCUCCUUCAAAGUCCCCCGACCCCUCACCCCAGGCCGGCCCCCGGGAAGAAGGGAAACGUAGCACGAAGUCUGCUCCAAGCACCGACCCUCAGCUCCCACGGCCCGCCGCUGGGCUGCAAGCGUGCCGCCGCUCCACUCAGGUAAACUUCGGAGUGAGUUACCUGCACUUGGAGAAGGGCCUUACCUGAGCGCGCCUCUGCCAAUGGCAGCGCACCUGAGGGAGCCCCGCAGCCAAUCACCGCGCAGCUCGUCCCUCGGGCUCGUACCCUUUAGUGAAAGAAUUCAGCUCCUUGCGAGAAAGUUACCUGUGGCCGCCCAAGUCCGCCACUUUCUGCUCUGUGGCUGCCCAUUGCCACGAUUCGGGAGGGACUCCGCGCCGCCCGGCCGCCUCCGAGCUCGGGCCCCAUGUGAGGGGCCCCCCCCUUAUCCCACCUUUCCGGCUAGUAAUAAACGACUGGUGGCCUUAGUGCCCAUGCCCAGUGAGCCUCCAUUUAAUACCCGAAGAGCCUACACCAGUGAGGAUGAAGCCUGGAAGUCGUAUUUGGAGAACCCCCUGACGGCGGCCACCAAGGCUAUGAUGAGCAUCAACGGUGACGAGGACAGCGCGGCCGCGCUUGGCCUGCUGUACGACUACUAUAAGGUUCCUCGAGACAAGAGGCUACUGUCUGUAAGCAAAGCAAGCGACAGCCAAGAGGACCAGGAUAAGAGAAACUGUCUCGGCACGAGUGAAGCCCAGAGUAAUUUGAGCGGAGGAGAAAACCGAGUGCAGGUCCUGAAGACUGUUCCAGUGAACCUUUCCCUGAAUCAAGACCACCUGGAGCAUUCCAAGCGGGAGCAAUACAGCACGAACGUCCCCGAGAGCCCAGCCAUCAUCCCUGUGUCAGGAAUCACAGUGGUGAAGGCUGAAGAUUUCACCCCGGUUUUCAUGACCCCACCUGUGCACUAUCCCCGAGGAGAAGGGGAGGAGCAACGCGUGGUUAUCUUUGAACAGACUCAGUAUGGCGUGCCGUCCAUGGCCGGCCAUAGCACCUACCUCAAGGACGACCAGCGGAGCACCCCGGACAGCACUUACAGCGAGAGCUUCAAAGACGGAAACACAGAGAAAUUUCGGAGUGCUUCGGUUGGGGCUGAGGAGUACAUGUACGAUCAGACAUCAAGUGGCACAUUUCAGUACACCCUGGAAGCCACCAAAUCUCUCCGUCAGAAGCAAGGGGAGGGCCCGAUGACCUACCUCAACAAGGGGCAGUUCUAUGCCAUCACGCUCAGCGAGACGGGGGACAACAAGUGCUUCCGACACCCCAUCAGCAAAGUCAGGAGCGUGGUGAUGGUGGUCUUCAGUGAGGACAAAAACCGAGAUGAGCAGCUGAAAUACUGGAAGUACUGGCACUCUCGGCAGCACACCGCAAAGCAGAGGGUCCUCGACAUUGCUGAUUACAAGGAGAGCUUUAAUACGAUUGGCAACAUUGAAGAGAUUGCCUAUAAUGCUGUUUCCUUCACCUGGGAUGUGAAUGAAGAAGCAAAAAUUUUCAUCACCGUGAACUGCCUGAGUACAGAUUUCUCCUCCCAAAAAGGAGUGAAAGGACUUCCUUUGAUGAUUCAGAUUGAUACAUACAGUUAUAAUAAUCGUAGCAAUAAACCCAUUCAUAGAGCUUAUUGCCAGAUCAAGGUCUUCUGCGACAAAGGAGCAGAAAGAAAAAUCCGAGAUGAAGAGAGGAAGCAGAACAGGAAGAAGGGGAAAGGCCAGGCCUCCCAGACCCAGUGCAACAAUUCCUCUGAUGGGAAAUUGGCAGCGAUACCGUUACAGAAGAAGAGUGAUAUCACCUACUUCAAGACAAUGCCUGAUCUGCACUCCCAGCCCGUCCUCUUCAUACCUGAUGUUCACUUCGCAAACCUGCAGAGAACAGGACAGGUGUAUUACAACACGGAUGAUGAACGAGAAGGCAGCAGUGUCCUUGUGAAACGGAUGUUCAGGCCCAUGGAAGAGGAGUUCGGUCCAGCACCCUCUAAGCAAAUGAAAGAAGAAGGGAUGAAGCGAGUGCUUCUGUACGUGAGGAAGGAGACGGAUGACGUGUUUGAUGCCUUGAUGUUGAAAUCCCCCACCGUGAAGGGCCUGAUGGAAGCGGCCCUGCUAGAGCACCGGCUAGUCAGAGUCCCAAACCUCACCAGCGCCAGCCGUUUGUGCACCACGCCAGCCACUGGACUCAAGAGAUUUCUGAGAAAUAUGGGCUGCCCGUGGAGAAGAUAGCAAAGCUUUACAAGAAAAGCAAAAAAGGCAUCCUGGUGAAUAUGGACGACAACAUCAUUGAGCACUACUCGAAUGAGGACACCUUCAUCCUCAACAUGGAGAGCAUGGUGGAAGGCUUCAAGAUCACACUCAUGGAAAUCUGAGCCCCACUCUGGGCUGCAGCCC